Molecule: messenger RNA, 1260 nt
Organism: Gavialis gangeticus (Gharial)
Lineage: Eukaryota; Metazoa; Chordata; Crocodylia; Gavialidae
Gene: OXER1
Product: oxoeicosanoid receptor 1
Biological process (GO): G protein-coupled receptor signaling pathway
Cellular component (GO): membrane
Molecular function (GO): G protein-coupled receptor activity
Source: RefSeq, a predicted model, not a curated record
AAGAUGUCACAUUUACGCAAAGAACCUUGUCUGCCUGUGUCCUUAGCCCAUCAAGGCUACAACCAACAGCCUUUACUGGCAACCUGGGAGUAUUUCACAGUCCACUGAUAAGAUUAUUAUCUUGCAACUGUUGCAAAGGGAUUCAUGAAAGACUCAUGUGUUAUGUUGAGAUUGACUCACAGUUUGCAUACAAACAAAUAUACCAAGCCUUGAAAUUUCACUGUAUUUCCUCUGCAGCUCACUUCACAGAUUCUUGGCAAGGACUGCAAAGCAUCUCAAGUUGCCAUCCAACUGUAGGCAACAGAUAUUUUAAAAAGAAAAUAGGAAGAGCUCCAGGAUCGUAGCAAUGAAUAACACACCUACAGUCCAUGAUACAGUUUCAAAAAUCCUUGUCCCCAUGCUUGGCAUAGAAUAUGUUAUGGGAAUUAUUGGAAAUGGCAUUGUUUUGGUCAUCUUUUGCUUUAACAGGAAUUUCUGGAAAUCAAGCACCAUGUAUUUACUCAGCUUAGUUGUCACUGAUUUCUUCCUAGUAGCCAGUUUACCAUUUCAUAUGCACUACUAUACCAGGAACGAAGUCUGGACCUUCUCAAAAAGAUUUUGUCAGGUCAAUUUGUUCAUGUUAUCAAUGAACAGAACAGCAAAUAUUGUAUUUCUUACAGCUAUUGCAGUAGAUCGCUAUUUUAAAGUGGUUCAUCCUCACCAUCAGCUGAGUAAACUAUAUACCUGUGCUGCAAAAAUAGCAACUUUGCUUUGGAUCUUACGUAUACUGCUGAACAUCCAUAUCUUUACCUUGCCUGUUGUACAGGAUAAUACUACAUGUCAAAGUUAUGAUGACCCUAAGACAGACACUUCACUGGUGGACCACUGGCAUAGGAUGUUAAUUUUUAUUGAAUUUUUUAUAUCCUUAGGCAUCAUCUUUUUCUGUAUUUUCUGUGUUCUCUUUAAGCCAAAGCAGAAGAAAAUGGCUAGAGGGAAGAGCAUCCAAAGAACUAUGAGAUUGUUAAUGAUCAUUGUUUUGGUAUAUGGUGUCUGCUUCUCGCCUGUUAUUUUGUUUGCUUUAGUUGGUUUCAUUGUUUGGAAAGUAAGCCCUCAGAGUCUCACUUAUAAAGCUAUGAGCUAGUUAUUCCAUGCCUCCUUUGCCUUUAAGUUCCUGAACAGUGCACUAGAUACUGUUCUUUAUUGCUUUUCAAGUCCGACGCUUCAAAAUAGAUUAAAAAAAUGUUCAAAAAAUGUUCAAAACAUCGGGAUGUUUUGAAGAUC